Messenger RNA from Populus nigra (black poplar), 1078 nucleotides. RefSeq lists its product as uncharacterized. The coding region runs from base 341 to 649 and encodes 102 amino acids. NCBI's taxonomy places the organism in Eukaryota, Viridiplantae, Streptophyta, Magnoliopsida, Malpighiales, Salicaceae. The transcript is spliced from 4 exons. The record is from RefSeq and is a predicted model, not a curated record. Gene Ontology annotation, molecular function: protein binding.
CACCGUUACCAUGGAUAUCAUCUGAUGAGGAAGCUGUUCAAACAACAGAUAAGGAUUGGAUAUAAAAAAGGAAAAACAAAAACAAAAACAAAAGCAAAGUAAAAACCCCAACAAUAGAAAGAAACAAAAGCCCCAAUAAAACUGACAAAACCCCCCGGCAAAAUAUUGUCGAUCUUUUUCUCUUGUACGGGAAAGUCACUUCCUUCCACUGGCAAACUCCUAGAACUCUCCAAAAGAGUCUCCUUACACAAGCCAAAACACAAAAGAAGCAUCCUGCCCACCAUUCCAUCGCGGCCGGGUGAGGUCCGGGUUGACUCGGAGCGUUUGAAGGUCAAAAGGGAUGGAAAAUAGUUCUCUUAUUUUGGAUGGCCAAAAACGGGUGCCCUUAGGUCUGGUUGUAUCUGAUUGUGCUAAAAGAUGGUUUCAAGAUACAUUAAAGGAAGCAAAGACUGGUGAUAUUACCAUGCAAGUUCUUGUGGGUCAGAUGUAUUUUAAUGGCUAUGGUGUCCCUAAAGAUGUUGAAAAGGGAAGUGAUUGGAUGAGUAGAGCUUCGAAACGUCGAAUGUCGGUGUGGAAAGUAAGCGAUAAACGUCCAGGUUAUAAUGCAAGUGACUCAGAUUCAGAUGAAGUGGAGGAUGACAGGAAAUAAGACCAGACAUUCUUAGUCUUGACAAAAUCACAAACGAGAAUGCAAGUGUAUUUUUCAGCUGCGCUGUCUCUUUGAAAGUCCAGAUGCUGAUGAUAUCCUUCCCACCUGUUAAACUUUUUUGAUUUAGUUUUCCCUUGUAUUAUCCAACUAUAGCCUCUAGGUAUGUUUUCUCAUUUGUAGUGUGGUGUUUUUGCAUUUAAAUUUUGGGCCCUGGUUCAUAUGUUUCCGGACCAUUUCCGGAAAGAAUUUCUCCUGUCUCUCUUUCUACUCUUUCUUUACCACAAACUGUUUAGCACACAAUGUGGAAUGAAGAGGUUGCGCAUAUGGUUUCGCUUAGAAACAUCUUCGAUUAUGUCUUUUAUUGGUCCUUUGGUACAUUUGCCUCGAGCAAAGAAACAGGAAUGUUGCAUAUAAAACGUGUUUUACUAA